Messenger RNA from Paecilomyces variotii, 2689 nucleotides. Its product is annotated as 3-isopropylmalate dehydratase. Gene Ontology annotation, biological process: L-leucine biosynthetic process. The transcript has a single exon. The coding region runs from base 390 to 2369 and encodes 659 amino acids. Lineage: Eukaryota; Fungi; Ascomycota; Eurotiomycetes; Eurotiales; Thermoascaceae. The record is from RefSeq and is a predicted model, not a curated record. Gene Ontology annotation, molecular function: 3-isopropylmalate dehydratase activity; 4 iron, 4 sulfur cluster binding. Gene Ontology annotation, cellular component: 3-isopropylmalate dehydratase complex.
UGGCACCUGUCUGAUCUAUAUCGGUAAGAAACAGAUAUCGCUAGAUACAGCAUCUCACCAGCAGCGCGUGAAACUGACGCUUUCCUAGACCGACAUCUCGUCCAUGAGGUCACCUCCCCGCAGGCCUUCGAGGGCCUGAAGAACGCCAGCCGCAAAGUCCGCCGGCCGGACUGCACUCUCGUAACCGUGGACCACGUAGGUCUCUCUCUGAUAAUAUUCCAGUCCUCGUCGAUUGGAGCGGCUGACUGACUGACGCUGUCCAGAACAUCCCCACCAGCUCCCGCAAGAACUUCAAGAAUGUCAACGAGUUCAUCGAGGAGAAUGACUCCCGUCUCCAGGUCUCCACCCUCGAGGAGAACGUCAAGGACUUCAAUUUGACGUACUUUGGCAUGGACGACAAGCGUCAGGGUAUCGUCCACAUCAUCGGUCCCGAGCAGGGUUUCACCCUCCCCGGCACCACCGUCGUCUGCGGUGACAGCCACACCUCCACCCACGGUGCCUUUGGAGCCCUCGCCUUCGGUAUCGGAACCAGCGAGGUCGAGCACGUCCUCGCGACCCAGACCCUCCUCACCAAGAAGAGCAAGAACAUGCGCGUCCAUGUCGACGGUAAGCUGCCCCCCGGUGUCACCAGCAAGGAUGUUAUCCUCCACGUUAUCGGCGUCAUCGGCACUGCCGGUGGUACCGGUGCAGUCAUCGAGUACUGCGGUUCGGUCAUCCGCGGUCUGAGCAUGGAGGCCCGUAUGUCGAUGUGCAACAUGUCCAUUGAGGGAGGCGCCCGUGCCGGCAUGGUCGCCCCUGACGAGAUCACUUUCGAGUACCUCAAGGGCCGUCCGCUGGCCCCCAAGUUCGACUCUCCCGAGUGGAAGCGCGCCGUCAAGCACUGGUCCAAUCUGCGGACCGACGAGGGCGCUGUGUUCGACCAGGAGGUCUUCAUCAAGGGAGAAGACAUCAUCCCCACCGUCACCUGGGGUACGUCGCCUCAGGAUGUCGUGCCCAUCACCGGCGUUGUCCCUGGUCCCGACGACUUCCAGGACGAGACCCGCAAGGCCAGCUGCAAGCGCGCCCUCGAGUACAUGGGUCUCAAGGCUGGUACCCGCAUGCAGGACAUUGAGAUUGACAAGGUCUUCAUCGGUUCUUGCACCAACGCCCGUAUUGAGGACCUGCGCGCGGCCGCCCACAUUGUCGAGGGCAAGAAGGUUGCGCCCAACGUCAAGCGUGCCAUGAUUGUCCCUGGUUCCGGUCUGGUCAAGAGUCAGGCUGAGGCCGAGGGCCUCGACAAGAUCUUCGUCGAUGCUGGCUUCGAGUGGAGAGAGGCCGGUUGCUCCAUGUGCCUGGGUAUGAACCCCGAUAUCCUGUCGCCCCGUGAGAGAUGCGCUAGUACCUCCAACCGCAACUUUGAGGGCCGUCAGGGUGCCUACGGCCGGACACAUCUGAUGUCCCCGGCCAUGGCUGCAGCUGCUGCCAUUGUCGGUAAGCUGGCCGAUGUUCGAGAACUCUCCACCGUCAGCCCGACCGUCCGCAAGGCCUCUCCCAAGCUUGACGUCCAGCCAGAAAUGGAAGACAUCGAGACGGAUGACGAUCUCGAGCGGAUCCUCGACUUCCCCGAGGACAACGAGCCGCACGCCAACACCCUCCAGGGAGCUAGUGCCGGUCUGCCCAAGUUCACCGUCCUCAAGGGCAUUGCCGCCCCCAUGGACCGUGCCAACGUCGACACCGACGCUAUCAUCCCCAAGCAGUUCCUGAAGACCAUCAAGCGGACCGGUCUGGGCAAGUCCCUGUUCUACGAGCUGCGCUACCACCCUGACGGCACGGAGAUCUCCGAUUUCGUCCUUAACCAGGGCAUCUACCGCCAGGCCAAUAUCCUGGUUGUGACUGGACCCAACUUCGGAUGCGGUUCCUCGCGUGAGCACGCCCCCUGGGCCCUGCUUGACUUUGGCAUCAAGUGUGUCAUCGCCCCGUCGUUCGCCGAUAUCUUCUUCAACAACACCUUCAAGAACGGCAUGCUGCCCAUCAAGAUCGAGGACCAGGCCACAAUCCAGAAGAUCGCUGACGAGGCCCGUGCCGGCAAGGAGAUCGAGGUCGAUCUGCCCAACCAGGUCAUCAAGGAUGCCAAUGGCAACAAGCUCGCCGACUUUGAUGUCGACGCCUUCCGGAAGCACUGCCUGGUGAACGGUCUCGACGACAUAGGCCUUACUCUCCAGAUGGAGGACAAGAUCCGCAAGUUCGAGGCCAAGCGCACGCUCGAGACUCCUUGGCUCGAUGGCAGCGGCUACCUCAAGCGCGGCAAGCGGGGCCCAAUCAAGAUCGAGGCCGCGCCGGUCCCCAAGACCAACCGCGGAGACGUCAAGGGUGAGCCUCUAGAGUGGUAAGCGGGCUUGACUUCGACUUGAGAGACUCCAAGAAGAAAAAAGUUGCAUUUUUUCAUCUUUCUCUCGGAAGAACAACAACAACCUUGAUAUGAUACGACUUCUGAAAUUAUUAUCAAUUUUUUAUCGGGCACGAUUACUAUAUAUCUACGUGGUUGAGUGUAUCCCACGCUACGAGUUGUGAGAAUUCACUUUUGUUUUUAUUUUCCUAUUUGCUUUAGUUAUCUAUCUCAGGGAGGUCUCUCGGGAAUGUCACAUGGGAUACAGAGGAAAUGUUGUUUCAAAAUAAUGAGGCGUCGUUGUUUUCUUUUUUUUUUUUUUUU